Molecule: messenger RNA, 2494 nt
Organism: Stylophora pistillata
Lineage: Eukaryota; Metazoa; Cnidaria; Anthozoa; Scleractinia; Pocilloporidae
Product: pre-B-cell leukemia transcription factor 1
Biological process (GO): regulation of DNA-templated transcription
Cellular component (GO): nucleus
Molecular function (GO): DNA binding; DNA-binding transcription factor activity, RNA polymerase II-specific
Source: RefSeq, a predicted model, not a curated record
UUUAACAACUGAGUGAAAGCUGUGUGACUUUCCUCUGAUGAAUUUUACAUGAGGGUUUUUAUGCUAAUUGAGCAAAUCCUGUGGUGUCAAUCAUUCGCGUUCUCCUCACGCACCGAAAGAUAUUGACACGUCUGUGCUUCAAAUUCAAAAGAUUUGUUGAGUGGCAGAUUGGAAACACGACCGCCAACCGAGCGUAACACUCUGUGAAAUAUAACAGCUAUCAUAAAGUGUUGUUGCUUUGAAACUGCGAGGUCGAAAAGUGGCAGUACGGGGCUUUAUUUUGACCGUCCGUUAAGUUGAGUGUUGAGCAUUCCUAAUUCGUCACUCAAGCGCGCGGACAUCUUGGAUUUUGUAGGUUUAUUUGUCGAGAGCUGGAUCUUUAUCGCGCGAUGGAAGGAAAUGUGAUGAAUUCUGUCCAAGUUCCCAUGUUAUCGGGUCAGCAAGCUGCACUGGAGCAGAUGAAGCCUCCUGAAGAAGGCCCAGACGGUCGUAAGCAGGACAUCGGUGAUAUCUUGCAGCAAAUCAUGAACAUCACAGAUCAGUCUCUGGACGAAGCGCAAGCGAGGAAACAUGCUCUGAACUGCCAUCGAAUGAAGCCCGCCCUUUUCAACGUCCUCUGUGAGAUCAAGGAAAAAACAGUUUUGAGUAUUAGGGGAUCCCAAGAAGAUGAACCUCCUGAUCCUCAGCUGAUGAGGUUGGAUAACAUGCUCCUUGCAGAGGGUGUGGCAGGCCCUGAGAAGGGAGGUGGGUCGGCUGCAGCAGCAGCAGCAGCAGCAGGGGUACAUGAGAAUCAAGCUGAACAUACAGAGUACAGAGCUAAGUUGAAUCAGAUCAGACAGAUUUAUCAUACAGAACUGGAAAAAUAUGAACAGGCUUGCAAUGAAUUUACCACCCACGUCAUGAAUCUCUUGAGAGAACAGUCAAGAACACGACCUAUUUCUCCCAAAGAAAUUGAGCGUAUGGUGAAUAUCAUUCAUCGCAAGUUCAGUGCAAUUCAGAUGCAGCUGAAACAGAGCACUUGUGAAGCUGUUAUGAUUUUGAGAUCAAGGUUCCUGGAUGCCAGGAGAAAAAGAAGAAACUUCAGUAAACAGGCCACAGAAAUUUUGAAUGAAUACUUUUAUUCUCACUUGAGUAACCCUUACCCAAGUGAGGAAGCAAAAGAAGAACUGGCCAGAAAGUGUGGCAUCAGUGUUGCGCAGAUAUCAAACUGGUUUGGUAAUAAAAGAAUUAGAUACAAGAAAAACAUCGGAAAAGCCCAAGAAGAGGCUAACAUGUAUGCCGCUAAAGCUGCCUCUGGAGGUGGGCCAGCAGGUCAAGUUCAAGGUCAGCCAGGAGUGCCACCCUCUGCUCAAGGACAAUACCCAGGGGGUGCUGUAGCAGGGAGUCCAACAGGCGUUGUGUCGUCAUCACAGCAUCAAAUGCCAGUUACUAGUCAGCCUCAGCCAGACAUGUAUGGUGUUCAGAUGAACGGCAGUGGCAUGAGUGCUGAAUAUCAGACUGGAUCUAACGUUGGUGCUAACGUCCAGUCUCAGGUACCAGGUUUGCGACAUGUGAUUUCCCAGGCUGCCACAGGUUAUGGUAUUGAUCCAGCCACAGGACACAUGCCGCCUCAUGGACAGGGUCAAGUCUACCAUGAACCUCAUCAUCUUCAUCAUCAAGCAAGAGGGUUCAAUGAACUGUUUGACUCAAUUAAUGUGUGGGCUGGAAAGGCAGGAUCAGCUAAGAGUGGAGAACAGAGAAAGAGAGGGCAAAAUGGCAAAGCAGGAAGUCGCAGUAACACCCCCUCAGAUUCCUUACCAGUCUCCCAAGAGGACAAAGAUGAGCAAGGAGGCCCAGAGUUCUCUAGUUUACAGGGGCUGACUGAAAUGACCAAUGCUGACUUUGACUCACGUGGAAAUGAUCGGUCCAGGGAUGAACCUCCAUCAAAAAGAACAAAGAUGUGAGAAGUACUUGAUGGACGGAAAUGAGUGGGAUUUUGCUGGCAGGCUGUGUUUUGUGUUCAAGAAAACUGGAGUGGACACUAAUGAAUUAUUUGAAGAUUUUAGGAGGUUAUGUGCUGAAAGAUUGAUUUAAGAAGGUGUGCCUUGGUACAUGUAGGUAAAAUGAAUCAAAGAGGCCUUGAUAAACAUGGGAUGUGACUUUACAUUCUCAGUUCAGCUCAUGGUGUUGAUGUAUGAAAAAAAGCAGUGGCUUGCUAGUGCUAGUGUGUUUACAGGUUUUGGUCUUAUAGCUUUUGUCAAGAAAACUGCUAAAACUGCUCUCUCUGUUUGUUUCAUGAUGUGACAGCAAACAUGGAAAGGCUGCUUUCGCACUGCUAUAGUACCAUCUGUGUAUAUUUGGGAAUGAGAGCAAACUGAGAAGAUUAUGUUUUUAACAACUGGAAUACAGAAUGUAAUCAAAAUUAUAGUAUCUACUCUAAUAUAUGAAUGCAGGCUUGGUUAUAACAAUUAAAAAUGAUUUAGAAAGUUCUAAUUAAAGCUCUUGUAUAGCAUUA